AUGACGCAUACGUCCGAGAUUGAGAGAAGGAGGAUUGUGGAUAACAUGGAGGAGCGGAUAGGGAAUGUCGCCAGCAAAGAGUACCCGGGAAUCUACCCUGGGGAGGAUCACUCAUGGAACCUCGAAAAGUUCCAAGCCGGCCUCCGACUAGAAACCCAACGCCUGACCCCCUCCAGCAUCGAAUUCGACCUCAUCGGCGUCGACGCAUCCAUCGCCAACUCUCUCCGUCGUACGCUCAUCGCCGAGGUGCCUACGAUCGCCAUCGAGUCGGUAUACGUGUACAACAACACGUCGAUCAUGCAGGACGAGGUGUUGGCCCAUCGAUUGGGGUUGCUCCCGAUCAAGUUUGAUCCGAGGUUGUUGAAUUGGAAGCCCAAGCAGGUCACCGGAGCGGAUGGCUCUGGGCUGGAUCUGAAACCCACCGAGGACGAGACGGUGACGGACCGAAACACGAUCGUCUUUACCCUCGCAGUCGAAUGUUCCCGUAACCCUACGGCCGCACGGGACGAGACGGAUCCGGCGAAACUGUACAUCAACUCGUCCGUCUACUCUGGCCACCUCGCCUACCAACACCACGGUCGACAGUACCGACUUUUCAACCUGCCCAUACCUCCUCCUGCUACCGCGGACGAGAAUCCGAUCGUCGACCCGGAUCAUGAGAUGAAGGGAGACAGCUGGAGUGAACCACCAAAGGUUUCGGUGGAUGACGUGUUGUUGGUCAAGAUGCGACCGGGGCAGCAGUUGAACAUGUUGUUGUACGCCGUCAAGGGAGUUGGGAAGGAUCACGCCAAGUUUUCACCGGUCGCCACGGCAUCUUACCGCCUCUUGCCGCACAUCGACAUUCUCUCCCCCAUCCCUCCUGAACACGCGGCCAAGUUCCAAGCAUGCUUCCCUCCCGGUGUGGUCGACCUCGAGUACGACGACGAGACGGGUGAACAGACCAAGGUUGUCGUCAAGAACCCUCGAUUGGAUACGGUCAGCCGAGAGGUGUUGAGGUACCCCGAGUUUAGGGAUCGGGUCAAGUUGGGCAGGGUCAGGGAUCAUUUCAUCUACUCGAUCGAAUCGACAGGCGCCUACAAGCCCCAAGAACUCCUUCCCGAAGCCAUCAAGAUCAUGCUCGACAAGCUCGACUCGGUGGAACACUGCAUGCGGGUCAAGUUCCCGGGCUUGGUACCCGCUAGCAAGGAGAUGCAGGUGGACCCGGAAGAGGCGUUUGCGAACGAGGGGAGGGUGCCCAAGGGGCGCGGUGCGGGGAGGAAGGCUAGGAAGUAG
Messenger RNA from Filobasidium floriforme, 1272 nucleotides. Its product is annotated as DNA-directed RNA polymerase. The transcript has 6 exons. The record is from RefSeq and is a predicted model, not a curated record. The coding region runs from base 1 to 1272 and encodes 423 amino acids. NCBI's taxonomy places the organism in Eukaryota, Fungi, Basidiomycota, Tremellomycetes, Filobasidiales, Filobasidiaceae. Gene Ontology annotation, cellular component: RNA polymerase III complex; RNA polymerase I complex. Gene Ontology annotation, biological process: DNA-templated transcription. Gene Ontology annotation, molecular function: DNA binding; protein dimerization activity.